Molecule: messenger RNA, 4579 nt
Organism: Malaclemys terrapin pileata
Lineage: Eukaryota; Metazoa; Chordata; Testudines; Emydidae
Gene: AP1G1
Product: adaptor related protein complex 1 subunit gamma 1
Exons: 23
Coding region: 996-3452 (818 amino acids)
Biological process (GO): Golgi to vacuole transport; receptor-mediated endocytosis; intracellular protein transport
Cellular component (GO): AP-1 adaptor complex; membrane coat; Golgi apparatus
Molecular function (GO): clathrin-cargo adaptor activity
Source: RefSeq, a predicted model, not a curated record
GCCCAGUGUAACCCCCCAAUAUCCUCUCCUCUGCUCCUUCAGCCCCUCUGUCCUGUAUCUCCUACCCUAUUGGGCUAGCAUAACUUUCUCCCCCACUCCAAUCCCAUAUGCCCUCUUCCACCGUGCCAGCAUAACUCCCCCCCUCCAGCGCCCAAUCCCCGAACACCCUUGUCCCAUAUCCCCUUUUGCACUGGGCCAGCAUAAAUCACCCCCCAACCCUCUAGUUCCCCCCCCCUUAACCUCCACUCCUGCAUGUGUCCCAUGUUCCAUCCUUCAUCUGACUAGCGUAACUGCCCCCUCAUCUUCUUCCCACCCACAACCUUGUGCCCCUCUCCUGUGCUUUACUGGGCUAGCAUAACCCUUUCCUGUCCCAUAGAAGCUUCCAUGCAUCCUUCAUGCCCCAGCCCCAUAAACCCACUUGCCCCAUAUGUCUUGUGAGCCCCCUGCCCAUGUUCCUGUCGUCCACUCCUCUCCUCGCUUCAACUUGGCUGCCUUGUGUUACACCCUUUCCCUACCAGCCUAGUGGAAGAGCUUUCCACAGAGACUCCCCCUAGCUCCAGUAUAACCCACCUACCCGCAACUUUGCAGCCCUUCUGGUCCCACUCUCUAUGUCCCCCUCAGCUUCCCUGCUGGCCAAUCAUGAGCCCCUCCAUCAACACUAUCUCUGUCCCCUCAGUGCUGUCUCUCCCUCCAAACUUCACCAGCUCCACACAGCCUCCCAUAAACCAUCCAACCUGACUGCCCCCUUUCCCUUGAUUCCCCUAGGGCUGGAGUGAGGACAGUGGGUACUGUUGCUCUGGUCCUGCCAUUUAUUUGAGAAGAAAGCCCCCAUCCCUGCUGCUUCAGUGGGGAGCAGAAAAGCUCUCAUACAGACAACUUUUAAACAGGAAAUUUUAAGGCUAUUUACCAGAGGUUGUGCCAGAACUUGAAAAAAACUAAUUAAAUGUAAUUUCCUUUGAAGACUGUAUUGGGGUGAUGCCUGCAUACAAGAGAGGAUGCCAGCCCCCAUCAGACUACGGGAGCUGAUCCGGACCAUCCGGACAGCACGAACCCAAGCAGAAGAGCGUGAAAUGAUUCAGAAAGAAUGUGCUGCCAUUCGGUCAUCCUUCAGAGAAGAAGAUAAUACAUACCGCUGCCGGAAUGUGGCAAAACUACUGUACAUGCACAUGUUGGGCUAUCCUGCGCAUUUUGGACAGUUGGAGUGCCUCAAACUUAUUGCCUCUCAGAAAUUCACAGACAAGCGCAUUGGGUACUUAGGUGCCAUGCUGCUACUGGAUGAGAGACAGGAUGUCCAUCUUCUCAUGACCAACUGCAUCAAGAAUGACCUUAAUCAUAGCACGCAGUAUGUGCAGGGGCUGGCACUCUGCACCCUCGGCUGCAUGGGCUCCUCUGAGAUGUGCAGAGACCUGGCAGGAGAAGUGGAGAAACUCCUCAAAACAUCCAACUCUUACCUAAGGAAAAAGGCAGCACUGUGUGCUGUGCAUGUCAUUAGGAAGGUGCCUGAACUCAUGGAGAUGUUCCUGCCAGCCACCAAAAACCUACUGAAUGAGAAGAACCAUGGUGUUCUUCACACAUCAGUUGUCCUCCUCACAGAGAUGUGUGAGAGAAGCCCAGACAUGUUAUCACACUUCAGAAAGCUUGUACCUCAGUUAGUUCGUAUUCUAAAGAACCUUAUCAUGUCUGGAUAUUCACCAGAGCAUGACGUGUCUGGGAUCAGUGACCCCUUCCUGCAGGUGCGAAUCCUGCGGUUACUAAGAAUUCUGGGGCGAAAUGAUGAUGACUCAAGUGAAGCAAUGAAUGACAUACUUGCGCAGGUUGCCACUAAUACAGAAACAAGUAAAAACGUGGGUAAUGCCAUCCUCUAUGAAACUGUAUUGACUAUUAUGGACAUCAAGUCUGAGAGUGGACUGCGAGUGUUAGCCAUUAACAUCCUAGGCCGUUUCUUGUUAAAUAACGACAAAAACAUUAGAUAUGUAGCUUUGACAUCUUUGUUGAAGACUGUGCAGACAGACCACAAUGCAGUACAGCGGCACAGAAGCACCAUUGUGGACUGCCUAAAAGAUCUGGAUGUCUCCAUUAAACGGCGUGCAAUGGAGCUGAGCUUUGCAUUAGUUAAUGGGAACAACAUCCGUGGAAUGAUGAAGGAACUGCUGUAUUUCCUGGAUUCCUGUGAGCCAGAGUUCAAGGCAGAUUGUGCCUCUGGAAUAUUUCUUGCAGCAGAGAAAUAUGCCCCUUCCAAACGCUGGCACAUAGACACAAUUAUGCGAGUCCUAACAACGGCAGGAAGUUAUGUUCGAGAUGAUGCUGUCCCCAACCUGAUCCAGCUGAUAACAAAUAGCAUGGAGAUGCAUGCCUAUACUGUACAGAAACUCUACAAAGCCAUCCUUGGUGACUACUCCCAGCAGCCCCUAGUGCAGGUGGCCUCUUGGUGUAUGGGAGAAUAUGGAGACCUCUUGAUAUCUGGUCAGUGUGAAGAGGAGGAGCCGGUUCAGGUAACGGAAGAGGAAGUACUCGAUAUUUUAGAAAGUGUCCUGAUAUCAAACAUGUCUGCAUCCGUUACACGAGGUUACGCUCUCACCGCCAUCAUGAAGCUUUCCACGAGGUUCACCUGCACUGUCAACCGCAUUAAGAAGGUUGUGUCCAUCUAUGGCAGCAGCAUUGAUGUGGAGCUCCAGCAGAGGGCAGUGGAGUACAAUGCACUUUUCAAGAAGUAUGAUCACAUGAGGUCAGCCCUACUUGAGAGAAUGCCAGUUAUGGAAAAGGUGACCACAAAUGGCCCCACUGAGAUUGUACAGACCAAUGGAGAGACAGAGCCAGCAGUGCUGGAAACCAAACCUCCCCCCUCUGGGCUGCAGCCCACCAGCCAGGCAAAUGACUUGUUGGACUUAUUGGGAGGAAAUGAUAUAACCCCAGUCAUUCCAACUGCCCCUACAAGCAAGCCAGCCUCUGCCGGUGGGGAGCUCCUUGACCUCCUGGGAGAUCUCAACCUAACAGCUUCUCCAGCCCCGGUCCCUGCCCCACAGAUAUCGCAGCCUCCGUUCCUGUUGGAUGGGCUCUCAUCACAGCCUCUCUUCAAUGAUAUUGCUGCUGGCAUCCCCUCCAUCACAGCAUACAGCAAGAAUGGGCUCAAGAUAGAGUUCACCUUUGAGAGAUCGAACACCAACCCCAGCGUCACCGUGAUCACGAUACAAGCCUCCAACAGCACAGAACUGGAUAUGACAGACUUUGUUUUCCAGGCUGCGGUACCAAAGACAUUCCAGCUGCAGCUUCUGUCUCCCAGCAGCAGCAGCAUCCCAGCAUUUAACACGGGGACCAUCACACAGGUCAUCAAAGUUCUGAACCCACAGAAGCAACAACUACGUAUGCGGAUCAAGUUGACCUAUAAUCACAAGGGCUCAGCAAUGCAAGAUCUAGCAGAAGUCAACAACUUCCCCCCUCAGUCCUGGCAGUGAGGCUCUGGCACCAUUCUUACUCACCCCACCCAAUCAAAGGAACUCUGGGAAGAAGGUUGAUCCCUGGCAAUCCCCCAAACUGUACCAUGGACCUGGGGAACGAUGAGACCUGCUGAUGAGGAGGAAUCUUCCGGAAGUGAUUGCUGAUUUUGAAGCAUAUCUGUUGAGACUAAUUUCCUCCCCUCCACUGAUGAGGCUUGCUGUUUGUGGAGUCUGCUCUGCACUCCCCCAUGCAUUCACAGCCGGCAGCAACAUUCCCCUCCCCUCCCCCCCCCCCAAGAAAUAUGCAGCUCGUUUGGAAGAGAGACCUGGAAUUGCUUGCAAGGAAACACUUUUUUCUGUCCUCCCCCCUCCUGCCCCCGUGCAGCAAGUGAGCAGCUGUCCCUUCCUUCUGCUGCCUUCUUUCCGUGGGGUGGGUAAGGUGGGUUUUGAGUCAUUACUAGCUGGGUUACCAUCUUCAGGCACUUUCAUCUGGUGUUUGGGGGAAAAGCUUCUCCAGGACCAUUAGGGAGCCCUGCCUUUUUUCUUUCGGUUUCCCCAAUGUGUGAAGAGGCUGUAGGCUCCUAGUGGCCUAUUCUGUGCAUUGCUGUAUACACGCAGACACCUUAGCGAUACGAUAUCAACAGCAGGUCAGGGACAGAGCGCGGGAAAAGUGAUGCUGAUGAGAUCUGAUCCAGUUGAUUUGGUGCUAUUUGAACGUGAAGCGCUGACACUUCCAUUUCCUUAACUUUCUGUCAUUGGUUGCAGCCAUGCAGACUCACAAUGGCUCUUCUGUAGCUAUCUCGAAAGCAUCACAAUGGAUCAGAGACCUAGAGCUCCAACCUACCCCAUGCCCAAAAUUUCAAAACUCUCUUAUUGCCCAGUCCCUUGACUGUUGGCUGUGGUAGGUGGGUAGAAAGGCAAUGUUCCACUCUUUUUGAUAAUAGGCGCCAUUGCCUGCUGGGAGGCUCAGCAUAGGCUACACUGCAAAAUCACUUUUCCCUGUUACUCUAGACCCUUCCCCCCCUUUCAUUUCCUAAGCCUGUCAUAGACCCCUGGAUUCCAUCCAAGUUCAUUCUUCUGACUGGGAUGUUUAUAUUGUAUCUGUAACACUGGCACUGAAAUAAAGACCAUGCAGUUUAAAGAGA